CAUGUUAUAAACAAAAGUGCUAACGUGUUUAGCAGCUAACUUUACUGUGACGUGACAAUGCAAUAUUAGGCACGACAUGUUAAACCCCCUCCUAAUGAUCCUAUGCAUAAACAAUAUUAGAUAUUUUGUUGACCCAUCAUGACUCCCCUGAUGGUGACAUGUGAAUAACAGCGGAAUAAUUGUACUGAAGGGACUGAAAAAGCUGAUAUUAACUGCACCAGAGGUCACGCUGCCAAAUGAAACAUGGACAUGAGACUAAAAGACACAUCACUUGAAGCGUCAGAAGCAGACACUGAGAGCUUCGUCCCUGGGAGAGUAGACCAGGAGCAGCUUUACAUGUACAACAGUGCCAACGUGGGCUUUCAAAAUAAGCAAGGAAUACACAAGGACGAAGAUGACAAUGAUGAAGAUGAUGACGAUCUCCUGGUAUCAGACAGCUUGGAUGUCACGACGCACACUCGAGUCAAAACCCAGGUCCCAUCUGGACGUCCGAUGGCUGGAGGAGACAUAACACAAGUGCGUUUCUUCUCCGACGACGACUACACAGACCUCAAGUAUGACCCUGACUGGAGGCGCAAGCUGAAGGGAGCUGGCGGCUUUUUCCCAGCCACGCAGAGCUCGAUGGAGAAUGGCUUCCAGAAUCAGCCCAAGAACGCCACUCAGCCGACCAUCAAGGGCGGCUACAGAUACAUCUCUGACUCUGCGGUGACACCUUCUAACAUGGCUGUGAGAGAGACCGACCAGCCGUACCUUCUUCACCCUGAACCCAGUGCAUCCCUUGGUGAAUGUAAUGAACGCAGUUACCAGCUGCAGUGCAUUGAAAGGGAAAACAUGAAGCGAUCUCACGAAGUGACUCAGAACCUGCGACACAUUAAUGGUGUGUACAUGCAGGAGUAUCAGAACUACUACAGGCAAGAGACCCAGCAGAACCAGUCAACACCCACACAGGCCCACGCACAGCUGUUUGGAGGUGCUCGGUACGCGUCGCCCAAGAGGCAACAGGACGACAUAGUGGAGCGGAACAAAGUGACGUUGGGACGCCAGACAGACAAGCAGGGCUCCUACAUGAGGAUGCACGUGCUCAGACAGGAGACUGCUCUCCCAGUGAAAAAGGAAGUCGAACAUGCAAAGGAAGCAUCUGUUACUCUUGGACCAAGUGAAAGCUCAGAUCCAGAAACAAGAUGGCUACAGCAGACUCAGCAGCUGAAGGCCUCCCAGAUGACCAGGACGAGGAAAUUCCAUCGGAAUGAAAUCCCUGACCUCUCCCAACCCUCCACCUCCCAUCCACUGGAUCCACUUUUUAAAGAUAACAACUUUAAAGCUUCAUCAGAGCUUUCGUCUGUGGUUCCUCAGGACACCCCAAGUGCCAAACUCAGCGCAAAAUCCCCUCAGAGGCAACUAUAUCGCAGCCCUGUCACUAAAGUUCAGUUCAUCCCUGAAGGUCAGCAGAAGACUCUUCAAGAGUCCUUCUUUGUCUGUUUGGAGGGACUGGACAAGGAUCUCAACCUGGAGAACAGCCUUGAACUCUGUCCCAGCACCUCCUGUUCACAAGCUUCUAGCGCCUACGCCGUGCUGCCCCCUAUAGGAAAAGUCUAUGAAGAAAGCCAAGAAAUGACUUUGAGGUCAACCCAAACCUUCAGCUCUGAAAACAUCCAACCAACUGAAAUGCAGAAGGAAGAAAAGCAGCGAGUAACCUAUAAGACGUACACACUGAAGGACUACAAGAAGCUACUGCCAGAGGUGAGGUUGCAAGGACUCGGACCCGACUACUCAGCUGUAGAGAAGACAGCUGAGAAAAUGAAACGACUGAGGCAGUAUUCAGAGGUGAUCAGGGAGCAGAACAAAAAGAUAAGUAGGGUUCCCUUUCUCGUGACCAAGGACCCGGAAGGUACUGACAAGAAAGUUCCCAGGAUGAAGGCUCUGGAAUACGCCAAGACGAUAGCCAAACCUCGCUUGGCCUCUCAACCGAAGCAGGCCGAGAGAGCUCCGUCAGAUGGCAUCGGUGAGCUGCCAUCUUCUCUACAGGACAAGACCGCUUUCCAACUGGACACCCUGGAGAACCUUCGGAAACGUCAUGAACAAGAGAAGAAGACCGUUGCACACUUUCGGAAAUUCGUCUGAGUCCAAGCCGGCGAGAUUCACCCCCUCACGAGGGUCCUAAUACCCCCUAUAUACCUCCAAAUAUCAGUAUUACUCACCUCACCUGCACUGGUCAUAAUGUUACGGCCCAUGCGUAAUGGAUUAUUCAGAGCACUUAUCAAUCUGAAUGCCUUUUUAUCGGAUGGAUCCGGGAAGCUGUCGAAUACGGUCAGGAAAUGAUUCAAAUUGCGCCAAUGAGUCCCUAGUCUCCGUGAAGGCUCUUCUUUCACACCAAGACCCUCUCCAGCAGCUCAUUUUACUAAUUGUGCCCUCAGAUUUUUAUCAAAGCCCUAUUUACCUGUGUGCAAUAUUUUAAUGAGAUGACAGGCUCUAUUUAACCAAUCAGAGUCUCUUUGAAGCGCCGUGUUUUUAGUGUUAAGUCGUCAGAUGCAGGGAAACAAAUGGGCCCGAACCUUUUUACUUUAAUGAGAACUGCUGUCUCUCCAGGCCGCGUCUCUUAACAUCCUUCUGUUUUGGUCCCACCUACUCCAUUUUUUUUUUUUUUAGCCAUUGAAAAUCCAGUUAAUUGAAGGAGUCUUUCAGUGGCGCACAUGAAGGAGCUGAAUUAGCAUCCCUUUUCUAUCCAUUGCCACGCUGAUGGAGACCUGGAGACUUUGAUGUGAGGAGUGGGCUUUCAGGAGGCGGCAGCUUCUUGAAAAUGAGCUGAUGGGCCUGCUAUUAGGCCCAAAUGCAGAUGCGUCCAUGUGCUGCAAAACGCUUAAUCUUUUAAUUGAUCACCUUCUGCGUGGCCUGUUCUCAGCGCGUCUCUCCGGCUGCCUGAUAAUGAUGAUGAGCGGCACAGUUACCAGAUGAUCUGCUGUUGAAAAGGCAGCGCGACACGCCAGUGCAAUACAGACACUUUGGUUAUUCCCUACUGCUUGGACUGUGCAAGAUAAACUGUUAUGAAUACAGUGGACAGGUGAAGCAUUUGAUAAAUAUUUCACAUCAUGGAUGACUUGUUUGAGGUUGGCAGGUUUUUAUAUUGUUAUUGACAUUUAUUUAUUUUUUUAUUAUUGUGUAGUGUUGCAUAUUUAGUCAACAAAAACAACACUGGUUUUCUGUUUAGAAUGUGCAGACUUGUAGUUUCUAACUCAAAAGUCUUAAGACAUGAAACCUGGAUUAUCGUGCCACCGCUACUUACACUCCAACUGUCAUCACUGCUGUUUACAAUCUGUUUAAAAUUAUAAAUGUUUUUGUCACUUUUCACCACAAUCCCGGCUUUUGUAACUCAACCAAGACUUUGUUGGUGGAGAAGCUGAAGCUGGUGUAUCUUGGCACAAUCACCACUUGACCCCAAUGGUUGUGGUAGAAGCUAACCAGCACCAACACAGUCCAAGCAUUCAAACUCCACUGAGAACAAACCCCUGUCUUUUUGAAGGCCACAGUUCUUGAAACCUGUGCUGCCGGGAAUCGGCUGCAUUCCGGCUUCUGAAAUGACUAUUGAAUAAUUAGAAAAACGUGAUCUGUCUAAUGACUUUAUUGCACACCUGUCAUAUUUAGUCUUGUGGUAAUGAGUCGCAUUUGUGCAGAUGAAUUGUUUAGACGUUUGGGAGGGAAUGUGUUAUAAAUCAUCAGCAUCUGUGUUUCAUGUGAGUGCAAUGAUCAAGGUAAAAUUUAUCUGUUACACUGAAUUGCAAAUUACCAGACAAACAUCCUGCUGACACGGAUUUAUUGUUGAAUAUUUGCUGUAGUUUAUAUUUACUAUUUAUAUUAUAUUCUCCAUUGUGAUUUUUAUAUAUUUUAUAUAUAUAAUUUUUUACAGUAUAUUUUAUUGCC
This is a messenger RNA of Synchiropus splendidus (mandarinfish), 3915 nucleotides long. RefSeq names its product junctional cadherin complex regulator (gene jhy). The record is from RefSeq and is a predicted model, not a curated record. Lineage: Eukaryota; Metazoa; Chordata; Actinopteri; Syngnathiformes; Callionymidae. The transcript has 9 exons. Gene Ontology annotation, biological process: axoneme assembly. Bases 244 to 2121 code for a protein of 625 amino acids.